Microthlaspi erraticum is the source of this 657-nucleotide messenger RNA. Lineage: Eukaryota; Viridiplantae; Streptophyta; Magnoliopsida; Brassicales; Brassicaceae. The record is from the annotation of a GenBank genome assembly.
AUGAAGCGGAUUUGCAAGAAGAAGAGAUCGAGCUCGAUCGAGCUGAGGAUCGAGCUGAGACUCAAGCUGAAGAUGGAGUGCAGGAAAGCGCUGACUUGGAGGAUUGGACUUCUCCAAAAGCUCACCAAGUGGCAAGGGAAGGCCAUGGACAAGAUGCAAAAGUCCAUGGAUAAGAUGGUCACUCCUCACCACUCAAAGGAGACUCCCUGCCCAAGAGCCUCACAGAGCCUCUUCUUUCGAGCCAAGGGAAGGAGAAGACAACACGCAGAGAAGGAGGAAGACUUCCAAGGCCAGACGCUCCAGCUCGACCACCGGACUCGAUCGAGUCCAAACAGAGGAAACUCAACUCGUCGAGCUGACGGUCGAGCUGACCUGGAGGAGCCCCAGUUCGAGGAUCCGGGAUUUGAAUACGAUCCCAUGCCUUACCAGGAGCCUCCCCGGAGUAGAUGGAACCCCUAUGGACAGUACGAGCUACCAAUGCUCCACCAAGGCCAAGGAAGCCACACACAUUUCAACGAUGAAGAAGAGGAGGAAGAGGAGCCACAAGCUCGAUCGAGUGAGCCACAAGAGGCAACCCCAGUUGCAUGGAGCGCUCCUGAUGGCCGUCUCCCAUCUCCAGACCACGACCUAGUCUCCCAGUUCUUUGGGGGACACUGA